CAUUCUGGAUCAACUGGAGAGUCUUAAGGGACUUAUUCGGGCAGCCGGAUAAUAAGGAAUUGCAAUAAUCCAACCUAGAAGUAACAAAUGCAUGGACUAGUUUUUACGUAUAAAUAUUAACCUUGUGUUCCUUCACAUGUGAGAACCAGAUUAACAGUCUAAAGUCCUGCUGGCGUCCCCUUCAUGCUGCAGUGUUCAUUACAGCCACAAUAUGAACAACAUCCUGAUGAUUUAUCUGUUCUUAGAGUCUCACCUGUAGUGGAGCUAAACAUUUAAAAGUUUGUCCAAAGGGUGGCGCUAGAUGAAUGGAGUCAUUAAAAUCUAAAGAGGUUCCCAACCUUUUUUUUGAUGAGAAGCUGCUUUUGCUGCGAUGCUGCACAAAGAUGGAACCGACUUCCUGAUGAUCUCAAAUGUGCCCCACCUCAUCUAAAAUAAGAACUCUAGCAACAUGAUCAUUCAUUAGGAGUCAUGUUUGUGUCACCUGAUGAAUGUAAGUCCAGUAUUCUCUCUCUGUUAGCUCUGUUUUUGGUCUCCACCAGCUCCUGAAGGAAAUAACUGAUGUCGUCCUGCCGAUCAGAUCAGAAAACGCUCACAUGGUGGUUUUAUGAACGCUAUAACAAAUAACUUGUUUUGUUGUUUAGUUUGGAGGACAUGUUGAAUUUUUGGGUUGAGUGGUGGCCAAAAUCAUCUGAUUCAUCUUCUUCUUCUCUGCUCCAUUUCUGUGCCUCCUCUACCUCCCUUUCCUCCCUCCCUCCCUCCCUCCCUCCCCCCUCCUCUCCUCAUUACAGCAGAUUGUUUCCGUCAGAGGAUUACACUCUGCUGUGUUUUCCUCUCCACUGCAGGUCGUCUUCCUCUGACUCCUCUGUUAUUUGAGGACCUGAUUGAGGACCAUGGGCCUGCUGGACAUCCUCUCGUCCAUCAAAGACCGAGCCGAAAAGUUUCUGAACGAGAAGAACGUGGUGACGGAUUUUCUGGGGAGGGUGGAGGAGAAAACAGGGAUAAGGAAGAAGAUCAUUGCCCUGGGUGCCGUCUCACUGACAGGACUCUACCUGGUGUAUGGAUAUGGUGCCGCCCUCCUCUGCAACCUGAUUGGUUUUGUCUAUCCAGCGUAUUAUUCAAUCAAAGCCAUUGAAAGUCCAAGCAAAGAAGACGACACAAAAUGGCUGACGUACUGGGUGGUGUAUGGUGUCUUCAGCCUGGGCGAGUUCUUCUCCGAUAUUUUCCUCUACUGGUUCCCGUUCUACUACGCUUUUAAGUGUCUCUUCCUGUUGUGGUGCAUGGCUCCGAUGUCCUGGAACGGCUCCCAGGUAAUCUACGACAAAGUGGUUCGGCCCGUCUUCCUCCGCCAUGAGGCCACGGUGGACAACAUGGUGAGCAACCUCAGCGGGAGGGCCAUGAGUGCCGCCGAGAACCUCACCAGAGAAGUCCUGACCACUCUGAUGAAGAAUAAAGCUCUGGUGACUCCGGUGCCGCCGGUCGCUCAGCCUGAACCUAAAAGUUUACCGAGUUCAUCAGCAGCUAAAGUAGCUCCAUCAGAGUCAAGCGAAGAACGAUCAACUAGAGAUGAGGAGUUAACAUGCUAACGCAGCUGUCCUGUUACCUGUUCCAGCCUUUCCUGGGUUAACCAGUCUGUCCUUCAGAUAGCUGCAGAGGAAGAGGAGCAGAGAGCGAAGGUUUUCCUCUUCGUCCUGACAGAGAAGAAUACCUCCUGUCAAAGUGACAGAUUUCCUUUUUAUAUCCGAUAUGUUAUAUUUAUAUAAUGUCUGCUGUAACAGGAUUUAACGUAAAAAUGUCACAGUUUGGUCCAAAACUCAGACUGACUCUGCUUCUCACUGCUGUUUUCAUUUGAUUUAUUAAUGAUUUUGGGGUCAGUGGGAUGUUUUUUAGAUGCGAAGCACCUGAAACUGGCUAAUAACUAACUCACAAACUCACUAGCUCACGUUUAGCAGGCUGUUCCUUCAUUGUGAGAACACUUCUACACCUGCCAACCUGCACCACCCAGAGGAAAGGAAAGUACCAGCAGUUCAGACCUGCAGAUGUAGAUGCGUCACCUCCUGCAGGCAAAUAACAGCUGCUGAGAUUUUAACACUUUCGUCACCUGCAGGCAGUGAGUGUUACAGCUGCACUUUCUUUCUUAUGCAGAGUUGCUGUUUAUUUGUGUGUUUUUUUGGUUUUAUAUUUAACAUCUGUAGCAGCUGCAACACUGCCUGCAGGUGGUGGAUAUACGUAUGUUUCCUGUUUGGCGACUUUGUCAGCAUCUGCAGCUGCUGCAGUCAGACAUUUUGAGCUUCGGGUGCUUCGCAUCAGUGACACUGUGUGUCCUUUUUAUUUUCAUUACACGUGUUGCUGUUAUUUAUGGAAUAUAUUUUUAGUUUUGUUUAUAAACAGAAACGAGAUCACGACCUUGAUAUGACAAUUACAUUAUGAUGAGAAAUAAAAAAGUACUAAUCAGAAUAAAACUAAGUGCUUGACUGCUCUGUCA
This is a messenger RNA of Siniperca chuatsi (mandarin fish), 2482 nucleotides long. It is a transcript of the gene reep6, whose product is annotated as receptor accessory protein 6. The record is from RefSeq and is a predicted model, not a curated record. The coding region runs from base 891 to 1583 and encodes 230 amino acids. Lineage: Eukaryota; Metazoa; Chordata; Actinopteri; Centrarchiformes; Sinipercidae. The transcript is spliced from 7 exons.